Molecule: messenger RNA, 1506 nt
Organism: Nematolebias whitei (Rio pearlfish)
Lineage: Eukaryota; Metazoa; Chordata; Actinopteri; Cyprinodontiformes; Rivulidae
Gene: chrm5b
Product: cholinergic receptor, muscarinic 5b
Exons: 1
Coding region: 1-1506 (501 amino acids)
Biological process (GO): G protein-coupled receptor signaling pathway, coupled to cyclic nucleotide second messenger; adenylate cyclase-inhibiting G protein-coupled acetylcholine receptor signaling pathway; chemical synaptic transmission
Cellular component (GO): dendrite; plasma membrane; synapse
Molecular function (GO): G protein-coupled acetylcholine receptor activity; G protein-coupled serotonin receptor activity
Source: RefSeq, a predicted model, not a curated record
AUGGAUCCCCAAAACAGCACUUUCGGCAAUUCUUCACAAACUCACAACCUUUGGGAGGUCAUAACCAUUGCCACGGUGUCUGCCAUCGUUAGCUUGAUAACUAUCGUUGGAAACGUGCUGGUGAUGUUGUCCUUCAACGUAAACAGCCAGCUUAAGACUGUAAACAACUACUACCUGCUAAGUUUGGCCUUUGCUGACCUAAUCAUAGGAGUGCUGUCCAUGAACCUAUACACUACUUACAUAUUGAUGGGCUACUGGUCCUUGGGGAACCUUGCAUGUGAUCUCUGGCUCGCAGUAGAUUACGUGGCCAGCAACGCUUCAGUUAUGAACUUACUUGUCAUCAGCUUUGAUAGAUACUUCUCUAUUACAAGGCCUCUGACUUACAGGGCAAAGAGGACUCCCAAGAGAGCCGCCAUCAUGAUUGGACUGGCUUGGCUGGUGUCUUUUGUCCUCUGGGCACCACCUAUUUUGUGCUGGCAGUACUUUGUAGGAGAAAGAACAGUGCCUCUGGACCAGUGCCAAAUCCAGUUUUUAACUGAGCCCGUGAUCACAUUUGGAACAGCCAUCGCUGCUUUCUACGUCCCCGUCUCGAUUAUGACCAUUCUCUACUGCAGGAUCUACAAGGAGACACAAAAACGGACAAAAGAUCUUGCAGAGCUGCAGGGACUGACGACAGAAAACGUUCCAGAAAAAGCUAAACCACAGAAGACCAUCAUUCAUUCUUGUUUUCAAUUCACCAGAGAGAGAAGAGACCAGAGUCAGGCCUCCUGGUCCUCGUCUAAUCAAAGUAACGCCACUAAAACUACCAUAAGGUCUGAUGAAGCAUGGGCAAAAGCAGACCAGAUCACUUCUUUUAACAGCUAUACGUCAUCAGAGGAAGAGGAGCAUCAUGGUUCCACAAAUACCCCAGAAGGCUCAUUCAAGGAGCAACAUACUGGACAAAACAAUGAGAAUGGGCAAGCAUCAGAUUAUACAGAAGAGCAGUACUUUUCCACUCCUCAAAAGAAGAACCAUAAAAAGUGCAUCUCUUAUAAGUUCAAACCUGGCUCAAAGGGUAAAAACGGCAACUCAACAAGUCCAGCACCAUGCCCUCCUGAGCCAGAGGAGCCCUCCAAAAAACAAGCCUCCACCUCCAAACCUAUAGACCCCUCCCUGAAGAACCAGAUCACCAAGAGAAAGAGGAUGGUGCUCGUGAAAGAGAAAAAAGCAGCCCAGACUCUCAGCGCUAUCCUCCUGGCCUUCAUCCUCACAUGGACGCCGUACAACAUCAUGGUGCUCAUCUCCACUUUCUGCGCAGAGUGCAUCCCCGUGUCCCUCUGGCACCUGGGCUACUGGCUGUGCUACGUCAACAGCACCAUCAACCCCAUGUGCUACGCUCUCUGCAACAAGACCUUCCAGAAGACUUUCCGCAUGCUUCUGCUCUGCCGCUGGAGGAGGAGGAAGAGAGGCAAGGACAAGCUGUACUGGGGUGGGCAGAAUCCAAAUGUCAACAGUAAAGUGAACUGA